Messenger RNA from Toxoplasma gondii ME49, 4389 nucleotides. RefSeq names its product rhoptry neck protein RON4 (gene RON4). The transcript is spliced from 20 exons. The record is from RefSeq and is a predicted model, not a curated record. The coding region runs from base 432 to 3386 and encodes 984 amino acids. NCBI's taxonomy places the organism in Eukaryota, Apicomplexa, Conoidasida, Eucoccidiorida, Sarcocystidae.
GGCAAAUAGGUUUUGCAACGCAUUAACCAGCGAAGCUUUUCCUGAUGAAAGCAAGGUUCAGCCGGCAUUGAACUUUCGGCUUUGGCAAGUUCUGUGAAUGUUAGUUUGUUUGACUUAGUGGGGUGACGUCCGUUGCAAGACGUAUGUAAUCGCAAGAGAAUGUCUUUCGGGCCGCCGCGAGACCUCGUUGCUUGUGCGAAUUCGCGCAUACUGUUGUUCUCCUAUAUGUAAGGCCCUCCCGUACCCCACUGCGAACAUUACGACUUGAAGAACAUAAAUCUGUGCAACAUUUUGUUUUGGAGUGCGGUCUCACGCCGCCUUAGCUGGAUCAUCCGGGGGAAUUACCCGGACGCUAACUUGCAGCCGGUCGGCACCGGCAGCUUGAGUCUGUCAGCACACUCCUACGGCAUUACCGAGCAGGUGCUGCAGCAAUGGCGAUAAAGAACACGUUAACUGGAAGUGGCCUUCUGGUGUUGCUGACUCUAGCAUGUGGAACGACGGUGCAGUCUAGUCCGCCAACGCCUGCUCCACGGAUGUAUCCGAACAUGAAUGAGCGUCCGCUAAGCGCUGAGAGCAGACUCACUCCUGGGACAUACAGGAGUGAACUUCACAUCGACCUGAAAUCUCCACAGAAAACUGCUUCUCAGAGUUCUCUAGCACCUACAGGUGACAACAACAGCAAAGUGGAGAGCAUCAUUGCCGGGUCCGAUACAACACCCAGAUCAGCCGAAGGUACGUCUGAGAGCCCACCAGUACCACAACUUGGAACGCCGCCAAGACCCGCACCUCGCCGGUCGAAGGGCGAAGGCGAGAGACAACCUCCUACUGCUGCUCCUCGGACUUCACGUUCGGUGGAUACCGGUUCUGGGAGCGACGCCAGUACCGAACAACAAGCAGGAGGGCAGAAGGUGGUCACGCCGAUCCCCGCGUCAAAGGGAAUCUACCCCAGCUUGGAUGAAUUGCGGCGGAGCCAGGAGAGCAACGUGGAUGCUGGGUCUGGUACCUCCACAAAUGAGGGCGGAGGCACGUCUGAGGGCCCACAAGUGCCGCAAUCUGGAAUACCACCAAGGACUGGACGUCGCCGAGCCAAGGCCAGGAACAGGAAGCGACAUCCCACUCCAGCAUCUCGUGAGUCCAGCAGCGAAGAUGAGAAUCAACCUCCUACUACUGCCUCUCGCCCGUCCAAUGGCGAGGGUGAGAGUCAGCCUCCUACUGCUGCUCCUCGGACUUCACGUUCGGUGGAUACCGGUUCUGGGAGCGACGCCAGUACCGAACAACAAGCAGGAGGGCAGAAGGUGGUCACGCCGAUCCCCGCGUCAAAGGGAAUCUACCCCAACUUGGAUGAACUUCGACAAACUCAGGAAGGUGAAGAAUCAGCCCCUCAACCAGCUGAUGUAACCUGGUUUUCAAUGAGCGUGCCUAUGGGUGUCGUCGAUCGCCGGGUUUCUCGUGCUUUGAAAGAGCAGUUCUUUCAAUUUCUUCAGCAUCUAUCGGCGGACUAUCCCAAGCAGGUGCAGACGGUGUACGAGUUCCUCGGCUGGGUUGCUGACAAAUUACCAGAGAACGAAGAAGAAGUUCAGAUGUUUAUUGACGCCCUUAACACAACUGAAGCUAUGGUGGGCAAGGCCGCCCGGUGGAUCUUCAAGGCAAUACCUGAACGGGAACGCGAAACCAUUUACUCAUCUUUCUACCAAAUGUUCCGCGACAAGCUACCAAAGAAGUUCUUCGAAACCGCAGAAGGAAUGAAUCCGGAUGUCGGUCAAUAUUUUAGUGCUGAGGAACCGGUUGCAGUUACUCCAGAAAUUCCUGCAAAAAGUGAGGAAGACUCGGAGGCUGCAGAAACUCCCACACCUCUAAGACGUCAGGCGAAUGUGGCUGCUCAAGUUCUCCAUCCACUUCCCGCGAAAGGAGUCACGCGGCGUGAGUGGAUUCCUUGGCCGAAAAUGCAAAACGCUAUCUCGAAAGCCCAUGGACCUCUGACGCGGGUACCGGAGUGGACACCAGUCACGGGCAGCUGUGCUCUAGGUGAUGGUUACACGGAUAUCGAUGUGACAAAGGCGACAACGGACGUGCUGUUCCGCAUCACUCUCUUAAUUCUCCAGCAAAUAAGGAGAAAGAAAACAGAAAGGGGCAAACUGGAAGAUGAUCAGGCUCUCGUGGCUCUCUGCUCAGCCGCUGGGGCUUUCGUCGAUGCAUGGCAACAUCAGCAGCAGGCACUUAUCCUAGAGGACCCAGGCACACCCAAGGCGCACGCCCAAUUGAUUGAGCGCCUCCGCAAUGCGGGAAAAUACUUCAUGAAAUCCUACGACGAAACGACUGGAGAGAGCGACCAUCAACAGUGGAAAAAAAACAAAGCAGAAGUUUCGAAGCUUGGCAAGAGUGCUCUGAUGAAGUCCUGCGUGAAAUACAUAAAGGCAUCCGGCGAUGUCGCGACUCGACCCUUCGACUCAGGAACGGCGAAAUAUCCCUCUCGAUCACUCUAUGGCGGAAUCGCCAACACUCUGGAAACGCCAUUUGCCGACUCUGAAGCGGUGGCGAAAGCUGUGCAUGACUACGCGAAAGAGCACAAGAAGCCUGAGAAACUUGUAGGCCUCUGCGGGGCUCUCCAAAUCUCAGGAUACUUCAAGAAGUGCUUUUCUGACGCUGGCCGCCUCUCCUCGGUCAGUUUUUUCCACCAGCAUGUUGACGGGGCCAGCGUUCUCGUCCGAACACUCGCGCGCGAAAGGCCAAUCGGGAGGCAUGCUCUAUCCCAGGCCAUCUGCGAUCCGAACAUCUCGGCCCAGUAUUUUGAGGGCGCGUUUCGACUGUUCUCGUCUACGGUAUCCCAAGAGUGGGAGAAAGAAAACUUGUUUGCCCAGCUGGCGUCCUGGACAGGAAAGGAAAUGGUCCUUGCUCCGUCCCUUGAGGAGCAAGCUGCUGUUCCUCCUGCGCAGCCCGCGUACGAGACGGUUUACGGAGACGAGGAAGACCGGAUCUACCGCAUUCACGUUUCAGGCCGCCACUCAUCGCCUCAGGAAGUGCUCUACGUGGGAGGCAUUCCAUCGACAGUGAAGCCUCAGCAAGUCCACGUGCUGGGGCCGACUGUCUCUGACGAAUCGAGACGAGUGAUCCAUCCCGUUCGCCAUCGGUCUCGCACAGCGCCGUCAUCGGAAGCCGCAAGUGCAGCAGCAGAGAGCUCAGACGAAGAUCCUUUACCUGCUGAAAAUGCCACAGCUUUUCUCGGCGUAACACCCCAGGAGGAAGAGUCCGAUGCGUAUAAACACACGCUCGAUUUCGAUGCGGUGUCUCCACGCAAGAACAAAAACAAAGAGAACAGGAUCUCAGCUCCGCUCAAGCAGAGCGACACUUUGAUCGAAGAGAGUACCAGCAAAACUAGCGAGCUUUAAGGACGCAGCAGCAGAGGAUCGCUCAACGGCGACCCACCCUGUUUUGAGACCACUGCUUUUGGGCAAAUCCGGUCAAGCGACACCCGUGGUCCGUCCCGCAGCCCUCGCGCAUCCCCCCCGUCUUCGUCCUCUCCCCGCCGUUGUCGACACGCCACUGAGCGCGUCUUUCUUUCCUGUUCCUUCGCUCUUCUCUCUCUUCUUCGCUUCCGAGGCAAACGCCGAAACCUUCUUGUCCUUUUCGCCCACUCUUCUGCCCACUCGACUCGGGACCGCCUCUUGUCGAGGCAUUUCCACGCGACCCGAAGCCGACGAAGCUCUGCGGGUCUUGUCUUUCGAGUCACGCACUUCGUCAGAGAGGUGGCCGGGGCACUCCGCAUUUGCCGCCUUGUUUCGCCUUACAGUCGAGGAAAGGGAAGAAGCCGCGGUUGGGACGCCCCCCAGAGCUUGGACCCGCGUAGAGCGGCGCAUGCCCCCGCGGCACGAAGCUGGCAAAGACAGCGUCACAGACAGAAAUAAUCUUGCUCAGAGGUCGCGAAAAGAAACAGCGAGAAACAAGAACGGAGGACAAGAGAAACGACAAGCGUCCGCCGAGGAGGCCGCUGCAGGACAACAGGGCUGGGAUGAGGAAUCAAGAGAACUAACCCGGAGGUAUCGAACAGUCUCUGCCGAGCGCUUCGGCCGAGUCGAUGUGCGUACGAACCAAUAGUUCUCAUCGUGCACCCGCGGAUCUGUCCACCUCUUCUUAGUGGAAAGCACUACUACGGUUGUCUGGACAAGACAACGGCGAAACGGAGGAGCACGAUCCAAAUACAGCUCACUGCAUGAGUUGCGUUGAUAUGUUUUGUUCUCCGACUUUGCUCGGAUUGUAGUCACUGUUUUAAAAACCUUGAGUCAAACAUGUAGGCGCCUUUGUGCACCUAAGUUUCCUUGCUUUGUGUUUAGGAGACAUUUGAGAUCAUGAAGAACGCGGUAGACUCGAAACCGAAUUUUUUUUACGCCCCUU